Sus scrofa (pig) is the source of this 2113-nucleotide messenger RNA. RefSeq names its product gremlin 2, DAN family BMP antagonist (gene GREM2). Gene Ontology annotation, biological process: animal organ morphogenesis. Gene Ontology annotation, molecular function: BMP binding; receptor ligand activity. The record is from RefSeq and is a predicted model, not a curated record. Lineage: Eukaryota; Metazoa; Chordata; Mammalia; Artiodactyla; Suidae.
AGGAGGAAGAGGAUCUAAGGGGAAUGAGUGGGUUUUGCGGAUUUACGAAUUUCUCUAUAUAAACCAGAAGGUUUGGGUUGGAAAUCUGCUAAAGAAAAAACUUACAACAGACCACAGGGCUGUAAAUCCAGAGACUGGAAGGAGGAAAAGAGAAACAGUGUGUGUGGCUGCAGUGUUUGUGGUUAGAUGAGAACCAAGCGCUGAGCAGGACAGCGAAGGGGGUGGCUGGCAUGCUUUGCUCUGCUCUCAGAGCCAACACAAGUCGCGGAGCGCGCUGACACCACGGAGCACGAUCUCGGGGCCCUCUGUGCCGCCCAGGGUCCUGCGCAUCUGCUUGCCCCGCGCUCCGCCCUGCGCCGGCCGCGUCUUCGGGGUCCCCGCGCCCCUACCCUGAGCGCUUCCGCCUGCGCUGAGCUCCCUGCGCGCCUGCAGCCCCAGCGCGGCAGCAGCGGGAACUCUUCUCUCCCGUGUUGGGACCCCACAGCUUGGACGACAGGGACCCCAGGACGCCUCCAUCACGUCAAGGCAGAAUGUUCUGGAAGCUUUCCGUGUCCUUACUCCUCAUGGCUGCGCUGGAGAAGGUGGAGGAUGCCCAAAGGGCCCGACCAGCUGGAUCCAUCCCCUCGCCCCGCAAGGAUGGAAGCCCCGAAAGCACGGGGAGAUGGCAGCUCAUCAAGGAGGUGCUGGCCUCGAGCCAGGAGGCCCUGGUGGUCACAGAGCGCAGGUAUCUGCGGAGCGACUGGUGCAAGACGCAGCCGCUGCGGCAGACGGUGCACGAGGAGGGCUGCCACAGCCGCACGGUACUCAACCGCUUCUGCUAUGGCCAGUGCAACUCUUUCUUCAUCCCCAGACCCGGGGGUGGGAGCUGGGGCUCCUUCCAGUCCUGCGCCUUCUGCAGGCCCCAGCGCGCUGCUGCGCUGUUAGUGGAGCUGCAGUGCCCCGGCCGGGACCCCCCCUUCCACUUGCGAAAGAUCCAGAAGGUGAAGCAGUGCAAGUGCAUGUCCGUGACCCUUGGCUCAGACGAGCCAUGAGCUGGGACGUGACUCCCCGUGUUCCUCUGUCCCCGUAUACGUCCCCAUGUGCACCGUGUCCCCGGCGGCAGACACGUGUCCCGCGCCCAAGGUGUCCUCGUCGCAGCAGAGCAGCCCACGGAGCCUUGCGGCCGCGCUCCUGACCUCCCCGGUCCCUGCACCUCCCCCGCAGGGCUGCGCACCGCCAAGGACGGCGACGGAAAACCCUGCCUGCCAGGUGGUCGGCAAGAACCUUACGGUGACACAGCCUGUCUAGCAUCGCCCUUCCCACGAAGCGGAGAAAUGGAUCUCUCCCUGGCCUGGCCUGGUGGCCUGGAGGGCACUCCCUCAAACCUCUCCCGGGAGCCCCUGGCCUCGCUGAGAUGUUCCCCCUGGUGAGCCCAGGCUGCCCUCUGUGUGGCUGGGACGCAGGUCUGGCCAACACUGGUGGAUACGGAGGUUCUCCUGACAAACUUGAUGUCGAGGGGACAACUUGAGCACCUUGGAUCAUGAGGCGGGGUCCCCAGGGACCUGCUCACAGAAGCUACCCCUGCCUCCUUCGCCUUACUCCCAGCAGGUGUGUGGACUAAAGAUGAACUCUGGUGUUACCUGUUUAUCGCUAUAAUUAGAAUGUUAUCACACAAAGAUCUCCUGUGGACACUGGUUUUUACACUGACCUAUAUCGGCUCUGGCUUUCAGCUCCAAUCUGAGGAAGGACCAGAGCAGGUGGUGAUCUGCCUGGAGGUGUUUUACUCAGAAGUAAUGAUUCUUACGUUGAGCAAGGACAUGGGAGGAGUUAUGAUUUUACACUGAAUAAUGCUUCACUGAAAGUACGAAAGCACAGCCACGCCAUGUAGAAAUUGGGUUGGGAUGGAUGGAUGCAGGAAGGAGAAUUCGCUGAGAAGUUGUUUGCCUGAAACUCAAAAGCCCCUUUAAUAUUUAACGGACAACUGUGAGUGAGAAGGCUUACUGUUUCCCUGCCGUGACAGCAGGCAAAAAAUGUUUCUUGUUAAAAGAGAGAAAACCAGAGUUCCUGUCGUGGCUCAGUGGUUAGCGAAUCCAACUAGGAACCAUGAGGUUGCAGGUUCGGUCCCUGGCCUUGC